AUGAAGAGGAAUGAUGAAAAGGAAAGGAAUCCCUUGAUGAAAAGGAAAGGAAUCCCAAAGAUGCUGCAGUACAUUCCUUUGGUGAAAUAUGACAUUCCGCCCGUAAAGAAAAGAGGGCGAGGAGGAAGGAGCGAGAGAGAGAGGGAGGGGGAAAAUUUAAACCUGCAGGCGACGAACUCUGGGCUUGAACCCUUCCAGGUUUCAGAAUCGAGGGGAUCAGGAAGGGCAGGAGGGGCUGCGCGGAGCCUUUCUCAGGUUUUCGGCUGCCGCAGAGAAGUCUUUGAGGGCCGUCGGUGCUGGGGCCGACCGUGCUCCCGCCCACAAAUAGACACCCACAAGAGGGAGCUGGUCGCAGCCGCCCACCUUCCUAGCCUCGCCGCGAUGGGGGAGGACGGGGUGCAAGCGGAGAAGAGUAGCGCGUACGUGUCCCCCAGCCCCGAUGGGCCUCUGGAUCCCAGCAGCCCCAGCCCGGUGCCCUCGGGCAGCCGCAGCCCCAGCCUGCUGCCGCCAGCGCCGGGCGAGGCCAUUCGGGACAGCUCGCAAGUGAACGCCAUCACGGUGCUGACUCUCCUGGACAAGCUGGUGAACAUGCUGGACUCGGUGCAGGAGAAGCAGCAGAAGAUGGAGCAGCGGCAGAUCGAGCUGGAGGGCUCGGUGAAGGGCAUCCAGAGCGACCUGAGCAAGCUGUGCAAGAACCACACAUCCACCAGCAACACGGUGGCCAAGCUGCUGGAGAAGUCGCGCAAGGUCAGCGCCAACACGCGCGAGGUGCGCGACCGCAUGGACCGCCAGUGCGCCCAGGUGAAGCGCUUGGAGCACAACCACGCGCAGCUGCUGCGCCGCAACCACUUCAAGGUGCUCAUCUUCCAGGAAGAAAAUGAAAUCCCUGCCAGCGUAUUUGUGAAAGAGCCUGUUCCCAGUAUUACCGAUGGGAAGGAAGAGCCUGUUGACGAGAACAAAACCUUGGAAGAAACCCUGCACACGGUGGAGUUGUCCUCAGAGGACGAAGUGCCCCACGAUGACAUAGCAGAUGACAGUAUGGAUGAGAAAAUAGAGGAGUCCAGAGCUGAGAAGAUUAAGAGAUCAAGCCUGAAGAAGGUUGACAGCCUGAAGAAAGCAUUUUCCCGUCAAAAUAUUGAAAAGAAGAUGAACAAGUUCAGCACCAAGAUUGUCUCACCUGAGCGGAGAGAGAAAAUCAAGAAAUCUUUCACCCCUAACCAUCAGAAAUCCUCCUCAUCAAAAAGCUCAUCUUUCAAGGUCUCUCCCCUGACGUUCAAUGUGAAGAAAGUCCGUGAUGGAGACGCAUCCAUAGAAAUAGAAGACAAGCCAGUGGAAGCGACUGGCAGUGAGCACGCAGCCAGUGAUGAGACCACCUUCCCUUCAGAUCCAGUCUCUUCUGUUUCUCCAGCUGAAGAAGGAAAAGCCUUUGCUGACUCCUUGGAAAAGGAGUCGGGAAGUGAGGGAGAUGUGGUGAUCAACAACAACAUUGAGCUUGCAAUUGUUGAAGAAGAUGAGGACUAUAGGGCUUCAUUAGAAAUCAGAGAGGAACUUUAUGAGGAAAGAAACAAGCCAACCAGUGGGGAAAUGGAAUAUUCUGAAGAAUCCAAUCAAGCGGCUGUCCUCCACGUAGACCAAACAGCAUAAAUUGCCUCUGUCCUUUCUACCUAUGAUGUUUUUAAUUACAUCAGGCACCAGAAUAUGUCUGCUAUACUAUAAAUACAGGGCUCUAGUAGUAAGUCACAGUGGAGUUGUUGGUUUUAAGAGAUAGAUUUCCUUACAAAACUAUUUUCACUCAAUUAGAGUUGACUCCCAUAGAGAAAAGUAGGGCCUGAUCUCCAGGUAAUGUAAAGGCAGAUCUACUGGCAUUUUAUGAGCAGCUCUAACCUCUUUCUAUCACCUCUUCAAUGCUCUUCCUACUUUCUUACAUUUCUUUACCUAGGAUGUGUUUAAAAGAAGUGUUCAAGAACAUUAGGCCAUUUGACAAAAGGCAUACCUACCCAUUUCAUAUUCAUUUAACGUUUACCUAAAAGACUCUUUUAAAUCGUAGUUAAGAACACGAACAGUGCCCUGCUGGAUCAGACUCCUGGCCCUUCCUUUUUUUUUUUUUUUUUUGAAGCCAGCCAAGCUGGUAGCCAGCACCACAUCUCAUGGUGUUCCAAAAUUUAAUUACAGAUUGUGUAAAAAACAAAAAAGUCUUUUCUCAGUCCUGAUUCUCCCAGGAUAAUUAAUUUCAUCGGUAUCCCCUGGUUUUAGUAUUUUGGGAAAGGGAAAGUAGCUUUUCUUGUCCACUUUAUCCACACCGCCCAUAAUUUUGUAGUUAAGGAGUUAUUGAGGAUUUGCAAAGUUCCAUGACCCUCAUCGUCACCACAAUUUAGAAACAUCAGUCUCAGAGUUCUCAGUGGAGAAGCCAUGGCUAUUAAACCCUUUUGAAUCAAUGGUGCAAUAUGAUCUUAUUUUUUCAAACCCAGGUCCCAUGUUUUCUUCAAGCUAGACUGUGAGCCUGCAUUGAAAAGACAGUUCCCUGCAUUCGGCUUUUUGCUCAUUAUCCUUGAGAAACAGCCUCUUUUGGAGGGAACUGUGGACACCUUUGCUGUGUCCUCUUUGCCUGUUAACUCUUCUCCUACUAACUGUUUUUUAAGCUACAACCCAAGUUCUAAGCUAGGCUGUUUCCCAUCUAUGUCGUAUUAUUAAGCCAGUUCAACCUAUGCUCCUAACCUAUGGAACCCUUAAGGUUUGUAAUUUUUAUUCUUGACUUGCUGUGACUAUCCCAGAGUGAUGUAUGGGUGAACUUCACGUGACAAGAGCAGAUACUGAAAAUGCUAGAGUGAAUUACUGAAAAGUAGAGCUUUUGCCAAUAUACUUACACAAAUUCUUAUCAUUUGCAGAUGCACCAGAAAAAAAUACUUUUAGCACACAAAAUUGAUUUGAGAAACAGGAUUACUGUGAGGAGGCUGCAUCUCAACAAAAAUACAAGAAUGGGAUUUUUGCGUCCUUACAGCUGUUCAGUCACUCGGCUAAUUAAUAACUGUUGAUACAGAACAAUUAGGCAGUUGAGUGUUCUGCCUAAUAGUGUCAGUAUGAACAUACUUGGUUUUAUUGACCUUGAGAAUACUCCUUUAUCCACCUCAGUUCUUGGCAGGAUGAGGUUUAGAUUUGUUUUGUCCUUUCGAAUAAAAAGAAAUCAAGUACUUCUGGAACUGCGGUGCAGUCUUAUAGCACAUUUGUACUGAAGUCAAUCCCACUGAGUCUCUUGGGACCUACUCUCAGAUGAGUACAUGUAGGGUUGCAGCUGUAGUGUAUUAAUGAAGUAGAAGUAGUAAUCAAAGGUAAUAUAUGUUAAGAGCUAUUUUAGAUGAAGAUUUUUUCCAUGUGUACCUUCCCAUAAUGGAAAAUGAUGUCUUGGCAUAGUUUUCCAUAGUCGGUGGAGUGAUAAGAUGCAUGCCUAGACAUCAAACUAUGAGAUCAGUAGAAUUCGUAUCUUGUCUUAGUGGCUGAAUUGAAGAUAAUGUGGUGUAGUUAGGGAGUAUCUGUGCACUGCAGAAACUGAUGGUCUGCGAGUCUCAUCAGACCCAGCCGGAAUGGUCAGUAAUCAGGGUUGGUGGGAGAACAUCUUCAUGUUCUCCCUAACUGAUGUAAGUAAAGUAUGUUGAGGAACACAUAAAGGCAAAUAAGACCUCUUUCUUCCAUAUCUAAAUUCCAUCAUAAUGUUCAAAAUGAGGAGAGGAUACUAUCCUUUUCUGUUGAGAAAGUCACAUAUCCUAUUUUGUUCAUGUGCCAAGACUGGCAUGCCUCCUGAAGCAAAGUUGCAAACAGCAUUCCUCCUCCCACACAUAUACCACAUGCCCCAGGUCAGGAUGCACCAUAUCCAAAGUCAGCAAAGGUAUUCUGACGUAUAGGCAAAAGAUUCCCUCAAGUAGAUCUCCACAUCCUUGGCAAAUUACUUCCCUUUUGUGAUAGCCCAGAUUUGCUUUCUGAGGCAGCCAUGCUGUCUGCUGAAAGACCAGGCUGUUCCUGUGGGGCACCUUGUUGCCUCAGAACUAUUAUGGAAGGCAACAUCGGUGAUGGGUGGGGUAGCUGAUCAAGCAGACUUAAAAUGGAAUGUCUAUAUAGCUGCUCUAGGAUAGCUUGCUUUCUUCUAUUUCACGUAGGCUUAAGUUGAUAAUUAAUGUAUAUAGACAUAUAUGUUUUAUGUUAGGUUUAUUUUAAGAGAGAAUACAUUUAAAAAAAUAAAGAAAAGUAUUAUUUGCUUAAUAAAAACAACUAUGUUUAAAUGGCCAAAGGGAGCAAUAGGGAUAUAUAUUGUAAUCUAAGUAGUUCAUAGAAAUAGAUUAUCACACAGAGUGGUAUAUGCACCAAACUACUGUAUUUAAGAAUGUAGGGUGACAGAUGGCUUGGCAUAUUGCAAGAUGAUCAAAUGAAAGUUCAAAGUAUAUAUAACAAAACAGGAGCGAGGCUAGGAUAGUAAGAUACAGACAGUACUUAAGUAACCCAAAUGUGUUGUCCAGGGAAGACAUAUUUUCAUUCUGUGCCUGCCCAACAUUACAGAGGAGACUGUUUUGAAAAGUAUAUCCAUGGAUUAUUUGUGAGCAUAUAUUACAAAAGAAGGGCACAGUUUACCAUCAGCAAUACAGACCUUAGCUUCCUUGUUUGCUAUGGGCAUUUAAGUGUGUAUAGCCAAACUGACCAGUGCCCAAAUGUGGAAUAUAUAGAUAACUCUUGAUUAAAGAGUUUUAAUUGAUUAAAACUUGUUGUUUUAAUCAAUUAUUGUAAACCGCCCAGAGUCCCCCAAUGGGAGGAGAUGGGUGGGGACAAAUUAAAUAAAUAAAUAAAUAAAAAUAAACUCUUUACACACCUAGAAAAUGUCCAACAGUAUGAAAUAAUCCUACUGAAUGUUGACAGUGCCCAUCAGAUUAUAAACCAGUGAAUUUUAAUAGUGUCUCUCUUUUUUUUUUUUAACAUUUACCAGCUGCACAUCACCUGGUCAUUUCUGUGUGGUUUGAAUGUUCCCUGUAAUGUGUAGGAUUUGUGCUUGGACAGAAAUACGAGAACAGUUUUGAAAGUGGAGCAAAUUACUCCAUUUUCAGCUAGUGAUGUUGGACAAUUUGAUGCUUGAUUUUUGUUUGAGGAUUUUAAGAAUAUUGACUUGAGUGAUAAAGGGCAAUGAAUAUGAUUCACAAUGAAUUUCUUCUGUGUAAGACAAAUACCAAUUCUGCUUGUGGGCAGUUCUGUUUCAUUUCAGGAGGGUUUUGUACGUGAAAAUUUCCCGCUGGACAGGAUGGGGACAUUGCUUCAAUCAUCUUUGGCAUCCUGUAGUACGUAGUAGACUUCACAGUGAUAUAGCAGCUGGAUUUUCUGCAUACGUAAGGCAUUGUGACCAAACUAUUCAGAAAUGAAAGUGCAUUCCUAUAGCUUAUAUUCAUUCUAUUUGAAUUCUUCAUUCCUCUUAAUCAGAGAUAUAAUCCAGCAAUAUAUCUAAGUGCCUGACAAUCAUUUAUAUAUAUAUAAAAGGGGAAUAUAUAUAUAUAUAUAUACCCCUUUUAAUAUUGAUACACUUAACUUUUGCAUAAAUUGCACUAGAACUUUGUGGUUUUUUCCCCCCAACUAUAUUUAAAGCUGCAAAUAAAAAAAAAGUUUUUUAAAGAAAAUAUAUCUAUGUCCGUGAGCUAUUUCAGGUGGAAUAUCUUACGCAAUCAUUUAAUGUGUCUGUGGAUGUUGAUCAGAGUUGAUUUCCAAGAAGGAUUUUUUGGACAGUUAAACUUUUUUUUAAAUAAAUACAAUAUUAUGAGAGAGUUGCAAUCAGUAGAAAUAACUGCAAUAUAAUCACACAUUUGCCUUCAUUUGAUUUAACAUCAGUGCCUGUUACUAACUACAGAUGUGAUCAGCUAAAUAAAAAGCAAAUUGAGUUACA
Candoia aspera is the source of this 5908-nucleotide messenger RNA. It is a transcript of the gene CAVIN2, whose product is annotated as caveolae associated protein 2. Gene Ontology annotation, cellular component: caveola; cytoplasm. Gene Ontology annotation, molecular function: protein kinase C binding. Lineage: Eukaryota; Metazoa; Chordata; Lepidosauria; Squamata; Candoiidae. Bases 1 to 1644 code for a protein of 547 amino acids. The record is from RefSeq and is a predicted model, not a curated record. The transcript has 3 exons.